Oncorhynchus nerka (sockeye salmon) is the source of this 3199-nucleotide messenger RNA. RefSeq names its product cytoplasmic polyadenylation element-binding protein 2-like. Bases 932 to 2770 code for a protein of 612 amino acids. Gene Ontology annotation, molecular function: mRNA regulatory element binding translation repressor activity; mRNA 3'-UTR binding; ribosome binding. NCBI's taxonomy places the organism in Eukaryota, Metazoa, Chordata, Actinopteri, Salmoniformes, Salmonidae. Gene Ontology annotation, biological process: negative regulation of cytoplasmic translation. The record is from RefSeq and is a predicted model, not a curated record. Gene Ontology annotation, cellular component: synapse; neuron projection; cytoplasm. The transcript is spliced from 10 exons.
UCGAGAGGAGGGGGUAUACGGUCGGUCAGGACUGGAUUUCGGAGGCUACAAUAUAAGGCUAACUUUAACAUGAAUAAAUAGGGGCUUAGAUUCAUCGUGUUUAAAAUAAGAAACAAAUAUUCAUUGUAGAAAACGCCGACCAAACAGAGACAAACCCCUCAUCUCUCGUAGACUAUUUAUCUGUCGACGCAUCUAUUCUGCACAUUCUCCUAUGUUGUUCUAGGCGGAGGAAUGGACAACUGCGUUCAUCCAUAUGUGUAGAUAAAUAAAUGGGUGAUUACGUUUUGGUUUAUUACAGACCAUUGGACACCGCUCUACUCCUCGACGGACGCACUCUAAUAUCUGCUCCUCCUCUUCUCCGGUUUCCAUCCGCCAGUUGCGCCCCGGCUCGCCCUUGGUCUCGCACAGUAGCGUCGCCGCCGUGUCCCCACUGCUCCUGUCAGUUGCUGCGCAUCGGCAAAACAUGCAGGAUGAGCCUGUGGGGGUGACAACCGAACAACGACCCCCGCCAACAGAGGAAAAGUAGUACAGAAAAAACAGCACAGUCAAUAAAGCCGGGAUACAGCAACCAAAUGAAACCAACAACCAGCUGGGAGCCCUCACUUCCAACUACAACCACCUGAACCAGAAUCCAGAUUUUGGUCAAGAUCAUUUUUGCCCUACACAGUCUAUAUUUGACCUUCAGCACGACUGGAAAAUACAUCAGCUAGCUGAGUUUGGAUGCACUGAGUCGCCCCUACCCCAAGGAAAAUUCAGUCACCUGCCGCUGAGGCAGCCUUUCACCGCUCAAGUCUCCACCAAACCCGCGUGCAGCACAGACUCCAGCCCCGGACGAAUCAGCGGCUCGCCAGUGGGGGAGGUUGAAGCCGAUGUGGAGACUGUCGCGUCGCCAUCGCCCACUUCCGUAAAUCCAAACAAGGUUCAGAUACAAAUGGACUCCCUCAUCACCCACCAUAUAAAUAACGGCAAUGGCAGUGGCACCGGCAAUAUGUUGGCCGGAAGUCUCGGGGGCGGUUUUCCAAACCUCCAGAACCAAGAGAUGCAGAACCCGAGUGGUGGCUCAGCUUCACCUCCACUCCAUGGAUUCGGAACCCCGUGGUCGGUUCAGACCAGCUCUCCACCACCCGUCUCCAACUCGGCCAACCCUAUCCACCACGCAAACGCGAUUAAUCAGAUGGCUCAUACCGAGCCAGACAACAGCUUUUAUCCCGGUAUCCCCUCCUCCAUCAACCCAGCCUUCUUCCAGAGUUUUUCUCCGGUGUCGGCUAAUCCGUGCCCCGGCAUUAACGUGCAGGGCUUCACCAGUCCGUUCUCGCACCAGAUCAACGCCCCUCAGCAGACGCAGCAGAGCCGCCGGUCCCCAGUCAGCCCCCAGAUGCACCCCCAGCACCAUCAUCAGCACCAGCAAGGCGUCUUCCUGCAGCAGAGGAACAACUACAACCACCACCACCAGCCCAUGGUGAAGCAAUCUCCCUGGGGGGGCAGUCACCAGGGGAGUGGUUGGAGCUCUGGUGGUAUGUCCUGGGGUCGGGACCACCGUCGUGGUGGAGGCAUGGGCAUCCCGGGCUCUGUCAGCCAGGUCUCCCCCAUGAAAAAGCCCUUCUCCAGUAACGUCAUCGCACCGCCCAAGUUCCCCCGUUCCACCGGCCCCAUGGGCCCCAAGGCCUGGAUGGAGGAGAACAUGUUCCGAACAGACAGUAACAGUAACACGCUCAUGCCUCUCCAGGAUCGAUCUAGAAUGUACGACAGUCUAAACAUGCACUCACUGGAAAGCUCUCUGAUUGACAUCAUGCGGGCGGAGCAGGAUCCAAUGAAGGGCCGUGUGGGAUGCCCUCACCCCGGAGCCGACGGCCUGCUCAUGCUCAAUGGCCGCUCGUCCCUGUUCCCAAUUGAAGACAGCCUCCUUGAUGACGGGCACGGUAACCAGGGCGUCCCAGGGCUUGACACCAACUGUUACCCCCACCCAAACGGGGAGCGCAUUGAGCGUUUCUCCCGCAAAGUGUUUGUGGGCGGCCUUCCCCCUGACAUAGAUGAAGAUGAGAUCACCAACAGUUUCCGUCGCUUUGGCCACCUGGUGGUGGACUGGCCACACAAGGCUGAGAGCAAAUCCUACUUCCCCCCGAAAGGUUACGCCUUCCUGCUGUUCCAGGAGGAGAGCUCAGUGCAGGCUCUGAUCGAGGCCUGCAUGGAGGAGGACGGCAAGCUCUACCUCUGUGUCUCCAGCCCCACCAUCAAAGACAAGCCUGUCCAGAUUCGUCCAUGGAACCUGAGUGACAGUGACUUUGUGAUGGACGGCUCUCAGGCUCUGGAUCCUCGAAAGACCAUCUUCGUAGGAGGCGUUCCACGCCCUCUCAGAGCAGUGGAGUUGGCCAUGAUUAUGGACCGUCUCUAUGGGGGGGUCUGCUACGCUGGCAUCGACACCGAUCCAGAGCUCAAGUACCCAAAAGGGGCGGGGCGCGUGGCCUUCUCCAAUCAGCAGAGUUACAUCGCUGCUAUCAGCGCCAGAUUUGUCCAGCUGCAACAUGGAGACAUUGACAAGCGGGUGGAGGUGAAGCCCUAUGUUCUGGAUGACCAGCUUUGUGAUGAGUGCCAGGGGGCGCGUUGUGGGGGGAAGUUUGCCCCUUUCUUCUGCGCCAACGUGACCUGCCUGCAGUACUACUGUGAGUUCUGCUGGGCUAACAUCCACUCCCGCGCCGGCCGAGAGUUCCACAAGCCGCUGGUCAAAGAGGGGGCUGACCGCCCAAGGCAAAUUCACUUCCGCUGGAACUGAAGAGAAACGCGAUCACAUGUCACUAUGGAGACAUGGUCAGAAGCAACAGUCAAUGAAGAGAGACAUCGCCAGGCAGGAAAAAGUGUCAUCUCCCUGCUUCUUACCGUAAGCUAUCAGUAUAGAGUACAUAACAGUAUACAAUAUAUCUAUCUUUUGUAGCAGCCAAACAUUACAAGCCUCAGUUUUUCACCAAUCCCCCCUUUCACAUCUCAGGCUCUAACAACUUUUUUUGUGGUACCUUCAUGUUUUUUUAAGAGGAUAUUUAAAAAGAGAUAGAUGUUUUGUAGUUUUUCAAAUUAUUUUUAUAUGUGAGAUUUAACGUAGAUAUGAGAAUGUCUUUGCAUGGGGGUAGCCUGUCUGUCUGUCUGCCUGUCUGCCUCUGUCUGUCUGUCUGCCUGUCUGUCUGUCUGUCUGUCUGUCUGUCUGCCU